Molecule: messenger RNA, 975 nt
Organism: Ectocarpus sp. CCAP 1310/34
Lineage: Eukaryota; Phaeophyceae; Ectocarpales; Ectocarpaceae
Source: the annotation of a GenBank genome assembly
AUGGCAUGUGAGCAAUAUUUUUCUCUUCGUCAUUUUGACAUCAAGCAAGCAUUUGUCCAGUCGGAUUUGGAUGAGUUUGUUUUCAUGCGUCUGCCAGAGGGAUGUGGUAGAUUGUCAGGCAUGAUAGUGAAGUUAAACAAGAGUCUGUAUGGCCUUAAGCAGGCAUCAAGGCAAUGGCAUUCACACUUGGUGAGGUGUUUGAUUUGUUUGGGUUUUAUUCAGUGCCUGGCGGAUACGUGUGUGUUUCGGUUGAUCGAGGAGGGAAGAGUGGUAGUGACUCUGGCAGUACAUGUGGAUGACAUAUUUUCGAUUGGAGAGGAGGAGAGGUGUGACCAAUUUGGUAGGGACCUCAACACCAUGGUACCGGUGAAGAAUCUUGGGGACUUGAGAUGGUACUCUGGAUGUUUUUAUGAGAGAGAUUGGGAUGCAGGGAGUUUGAAGAUCUCGCAGCAGACGUACGCUGAAGAGUUGGGGAUGGAGUUUGGGGUAGAGUACGGGAAGGAAAUCCCUCUUCCUGUAGGGUUGAAGCUUUCAGAGUUUGACCAGGAUGAGGAAGUGGUAUCAUGGCCUUUUCGCGAGCUGAUAGGAUCACUGAUGUGGCUGGCAACACAAACGAGGCCAGAUAUCGCGAAUGCAAAUUGCGUUACGUUCAGCACGACAGAGGCGGAGUAUGUCUCCCUUGCGGAUGUGAUGAAGGAAGUGUUGUUUCUGAGGCAGGUAUGGCAUUUCAUGUUGCCAGAAGCAGGUAUGCCGUGUAUUCCGGUGUUCGAGGAUAACCAGGGGGCUAUUCAGUUGGCGCAGAACCCGAUUAGCAACAGUAACUCGAAGCACAUCGACCUAAGGCACCACUUUAUCAGGGAACUGGUAGGCAGGAAGGAGAUUUCGAUUUUCACGUGGAAUCAGUGUAUCAACAUGCUGACUUCCUCACGAAGGCACCUCACGUCGGAGAUUUUGAGUUUCAUCGUACUUUCAUGA